AUGGAGAAAAAGCUCAAAAAGUUCUUACAGAAUGCUACUAGGGUAGCUCCUAAGAUCUCUAAGAAGGGGGAGCUUUUCGAGCUCAGGAAUGGUCUAGUUUCCCAAUAUCCCCAAACUCGCAAGGACGCAAUAAAGAAAACCAUUCAGCAAAUGACACUAGGUAAAGAUGUAUCCUCUCUAUUCCCAGAUAUCCUCAAGAACAUUGCCGCCUCAGACGUGGAACAGAAAAAACUGGUGUAUCUGUACGUGAUGAACUACGCGGAAACUCACCCAGAACUCUGUAUUCUCGCAGUGAACACCUUUGUCAGCGAUGCGCAGGAUUCCAAUCCAUUGAUUCGGUGCAUGGCCAUCAGAACUAUGUCGAUGAUUAGAGUAGACAAGAUUCUUGAGUAUGUGGAGAUUCCAUUACGCAAGACGUUGCAGGAUGAUAACCCGUACGUGCGUAAGACUGCUGUGAUUUGCGUGGCCAAACUUUUUGCUUUAAACAAAGAGCUAUGUCAAGAAUUGGGGGUUCUUGAAGACCUGGUGUUUGCUCUCGAAGACUCCAACCCAAUGGUGGUCGCCAAUGCCAUUGCUGCGUUGUCAGACAUCUACAGUGCGGACUCUUCCGUAGUACCAUUACCUAAACUCAUCCAACAGCACGUGUCUCAGUUCUUGUUGGCUCUUAAUGAGUGCACUGAAUGGGCGCGAAUUAUCAUUUUAGGUGCCUUGGCAGAAUAUACCGCCAAGGAUUCAAUUGAAGCGGGAGAAAUAAUUGACAGAGUCACUCCGCACCUACAACACGCAAAUGCUGCCGUGGUAUUGGCAUCUAUUAAAGUCGUUAUCAAAAAUAUUCCUAAAAUUCAGACGAACGUUGAUUCGCCCAUUUUUUCCAAGAUUUCGUCAGGUUUGGUUUCCUUGAUGUCAACUCCGCCUGAAAUGCAAUAUGUGGCGCUACGCAAUAUCCGGAUCAUUUUAGAAAAAUACCCACAGCUUCUAUCGCGAGAACUACGCAUAUUUUACGUCAAGUUCAAUGACCCACUAUAUGUUAAGCUGGAGAAAAUUGAUACUUUGGUAAGGCUCGUUGACCCUUCCAACCUCAAGCAAUGUACUCUGUUACUCGCAGAGCUUAAAGAAUACGCACUAGAAUUCGAACCAGAAUUUGUAUCACGCGCCAUCCUCGCAUUAUCACAGUUGGGUGUCAAAUACUCCGACGUUAAAUUCAUCCGCAAAGUGCUGGACAUCAUUGUUGAGUUGUGCAAUACCAGAGAUUCUUUCCAGGAUGAUUGCUUGAUAUCAAUGUGUAAUCUACUAAGACAUGCAGGUCACGAGGAAGAUGAAAUGAUCACACAGGUGUGUUCCUUAGCUCAAGUUUGGAGUUCGGUAGAGUCUUUGCUACAAACUGAUUAUGCAAAGUGUAACUACGUUUGGCUACUAGGCCAAUUUCCAGCCAAAUUCAGUAAUAUUGAGCAAAAGCUUCAAGUAUUCAUCGAUUCGUUCACUCAGGAAGAGAGCUUGACACAGAUGUCACUGUUGAUAACUGUGGUGAGAUUGCAUGCUAGUCUUUCUGGUUCUGUUCUGCAAAAUUUGCUUAACUUGGCAACGACAGGCACGGAUGAGGUUGAUGUACGAGAUAUGGCAAUCAUGUACUGGAGAUGUUUGUCACUAGAGGACUCCAACGAUGACCUUAUCAACGAGUUGUGCAAUUCUUCACUGCCGGAAGUUGCCACAACUCUGGAUACCUUUUCUCCGGAGUUGCUAGAAACGCUUUUGGCAGAGUUGUCACUUUUAAGCUCCAUUUAUUAUAGACCCGUCGCGACAAUGACUAAAUUUAACAUGGGCUCCAACAAUGGCUUGAAGAACAAGCAAUUAGACGAACUACAAUUUUUAGCAAGGGACGAGAUUUUGAAGAAUAUGAAUGAGGACAAUUUGCUGGAUUUCGAUGAUGACUCCAACUCAGCUACCAAUACAGCAGUCACAAAUAGUUCGGUGCUCGGUGACUUGAAUGACCUUUUCGAUUUCACUCCUGUACAACCACAACCUGUAGAAGACUCCAUGCAAAACUUGUCACUAAAACCAAAAACGGAAUCUUCAACAACCAAGUCUAGCAACACCAAGGAUCUACUUGACUUAUUUUGA
Messenger RNA from Lachancea nothofagi CBS 11611, 2118 nucleotides. The record is from the annotation of a GenBank genome assembly. NCBI's taxonomy places the organism in Eukaryota, Fungi, Ascomycota, Saccharomycetes, Saccharomycetales, Saccharomycetaceae.